Molecule: messenger RNA, 3477 nt
Organism: Yamadazyma jaroonii
Lineage: Eukaryota; Fungi; Ascomycota; Pichiomycetes; Serinales; Debaryomycetaceae
Source: the annotation of a GenBank genome assembly
AUGAAUGAUGAAAUCCCCUUCACUCAAUGGCCACAAUUCCUUCAAAGACUAGGGAAAAUCUUCUCCGAGAUCAAUGCCCACCUAACUUUCCUCCUAUCCCAUUCCCGUUCCACCAUCCCUUCAUUUGAUCAUUUCCGUAAACUUAAUCCUUCCGUCACCCAAUAUGAUCUAGCCAUUAUCAAAUAUUUCCUCCCCAAAUCAGAUGUUUUCUACGAAUAUGUCGAUAAAGAACAACUUUUCAGUCCCGGGGGUAUCUUCUACACCGAAGAAAAGGGCUACCAUAUGAAUAAACCCGAUACUAUGGAUGCAGUUUACGAGAGUCUCAGUAAAGACCAAUUACCUGAUCAGGUGCUUAUCUUUACUUUUGAAGAUAUGAAGAUCGAUAACAUUGCUGCUUUUGCUAACAAUACUCGGAGGAAUAUCCGUCGUCAGAACACUGAGACCAACGAUUUCUUCAAUCACACCGAUUUGACCACACAAAAAUUGAGCCAUAGUCAACUUUUACCCAUCAUCAGAACCAGGCUGGAAAAAUUUAAUUUAGGCGUCACCACCUUCAUUCGAGAUAACGAUGGGUUGAAUGUGGACGAAUUGUUUCUUAUGGAUAAGUUAGAACAGUUGGCCCAGGACUUUAUCCCCAAAAGAAUGGAGCUCUUAGACCCGGUAUCGCAGAUAAAUAAGAGACGGAAGAUUGUCCCCGAUAGAGAUACAUUUUUAACAUCAGAAGACAUGGUGAAGGUGCUCAAGAAGAGUAAGAUUUAUCAGGACCAGAUCAUUUUCCAGGACACCUUCACUCAAGCCAAAGAGGCUCAAUUCAAACCUUUGGAUUUGGAUUUCUUCAAUAUUCAUCCUGCUCUUGUGUAUGCUAUUAAGUCGUACAAGGGCAUAGACAUCGAACAUCAACUUUAUAGUCAUCAAACUGACGCUUUAGAGGCAUUAUUAGAUGAUAGUGUGAAUCACGUGAUCACCAGUACACCUACAAGUUCAGGGAAAUCGAUGAUUUAUCAGAUCCCUAUUUUAAACGAUAUCCUCUGGGAUAUGGAGAACGACGAUGGUAGAACUAAAACCAGACAAUCGACGGCGAUAUUCGUAUUCCCUACCAAAGCCCUCGCCCAAGAUCAGAAGAAACAUCUUGAUGAUCUCAUAAAUCAUUUGCCGGAGGUUAAAUACCGAAUCAUAGUUGAUACUUAUGAUGGAGAUACCGAAGGAAAGGCUAAAGCCGGCAUCAGGCACACUGCUGAUAUCAUUUUCACCAAUCCUGAUACCAUUCAUGCAUCGAUUCUCCCUAACCACGAUGGUUUAAACUAUGCUCAUGGCAAUAAUGGGUGGGAUAAGUUCUUGGGUGGACUCAAAUAUGUGGUGAUGGAUGAAAUCCAUGUGUACAAAGGAUCAUUUGGGGUCAAUGUUGGUUACGUAAUGGCACGGUUACAAAGAGUUUUGGCCACAAUGGAUCAUCAACCUUUGAGAUUCAUCUCAUCCUCGGCCACUGUUCUUAAUCCUAUUGACCAUUUCCGUAUUGUUUGUGCCAUACCUUCCCAGGAGUCGGUGGUUCAUGUUUCUAACGAUGGUAGUGCUAGUUGUGAUAAACAAUUAUUGAUCUGGCAACCUCCACCGUUGAUGAAUAAACGAGGUGAGGUUCUUUCUACCCAUACAGAGUUUCUGAACACCACUAACAACCCCAACUUCAUCCCCAGAGUGAAUGUCGUAUACGAGCUGGCUCGUUUACUUCUUCUGCUACUUUCUGGAUCACCACAUUUAAAACUCAUAGCCUUUUGUCCCAUCAGGAAAGUCACCGAAACUCUUAUGAAAGAGGUCCGUACCCUUCUAGGCCAAUCAAACUUCUCUAACUGUGGUAUUGAUGAAAGAGAUAUCAUGGUAUACCGCGGUGGGUAUUCGAAACAAGAUAGGAGGGACAUUGAGAAUAAGAUGUUUACGGGGGAGUUAAGGGCUUUGAUAGCCACCAAUGCUUUGGAGUUGGGGGUCGACCUUUCUUAUUUGGAUGUGGUGAUAACUUGUAGUUUCCCCAUACUGAAGAUGAACAUGCAUCAACAAUUUGGUAGAGCUGGGAGAGGUAGUAAAGCUAAGGGGAGUUUGGCUAUCUUUGUCCCUGGAGGUGUACCUGUUGAUCAAUACUACGUCGAACAUCCUCAGGAGAUCUUGGAUAAGACCAGUUAUGAGGAUCUUUGUGUCAAGGGGUUGAUUGAUUCUGACAUGCAUAGAUUAAUCAUGGAGAACCAUUUACAGUGUGCUGCUUUUGAAUUACCUUUGACUCUUGAGGAUCUGAAAUGGUUCUGUCAUGGAUCCAAGGACCCGAAGAAAAUCCAGUUCUUCGAAGAAACUUGUAAGAAGAAGCUUAAUACCGAUAAAUUAGGUCGAUACCGUACAGAUCCAUCAUUCCUUCCGUGGCCACCAGAGAAAGUCGCUAUACGAGCGAUUGAAACUCCAGGGUAUGCGGUUGUAGAUAUCACCAACGGUCGUGAUAUUGUCAUUGAAGAAGUAGAAGAAUCAAGGACGUCGUUCACUCUUUAUGAAGGAGGGAUUUUCCUCCACCAAGGACUUCCUUACCUAGUCAAAGAGUUCAACACAGAGAAGAAGUUCGCCAAGGUAGUGAGGGUGACGGUGGAUUGGACAACACAACAAAGAGACUUUACUGAUGUGGAUCCUUAUGAAAUUGAAUACGUCCGCUGUCUUAGUGGUAAUGAAGACCAAUCGGAUAUACCUGCCUAUUUUGGAAAGAUCUUAACCACCAUCAUAGUUUUCGGAUUCUUCAAAGUUAAUAAGAAGGGAGAGAUUUUAGAAGCUGUAGAGGUGAAGAAUCCUCCAGUAAAGUAUAAAUCCAAGGGGUUCUGGUUAGAUAUCCCGCGAAAAGCUCUUGAUGCUAUUGAAACUAAGAACUUAUCUAAAGCUGGAGGUAUUCAUGCGGCUCAACACCUUAUCAUGAACAUUCUCCCUAUUUUCAUCGGAGGUAAUGUUGAAACUGACCCUAAUACUAGGUUUACUGGUGGCCAGUCUGAACUUAUCACCGACUGUAAAGCUCCAGAAAAGGAGUUUGCUCAACGACAAACUUCCAGAGUCCGUCCUGGAAGGUUAAUCUUUCAUGAUGCUAAAGGAGGCUCUCAAGGGUCAGGGGUUUCAGCCAAGACCUUUGAACAUGUUGAUGAGAUCCUUGUUUGUGCUUAUGACCGUAUACGACAUUGUGAUUGUGAAUGGGGAUGUAUCCAAUGUGUGACUCCUAAUUUCUGUAAGGAAGGAGGUUUAGUGAUGUCAAAACCGGCUGCUUACAUAAUCCUUGGAUAUCUUGUAGGCCGUAACCUUGAGGAGCUCAUGGAGGAGGUAGUUGAUGGACCUGAACCGAACUUGCCUGAUAUAAAGGUCGAUACCAUUGAACCAGCAACCACUGUAGUGAAAAUGUCGCCGGAUAUUGAGAUUGUGGAAGUGAAGAGAGCGGAGCCCUUGAAGCCAAUAAAGAAGGAGACUUAG